AUGUAUCUGUAUCCAACAUCAGGUGCAGGUGCAUGCGUAUGUGAUGUAGAUUUGGCCAUGGCCCUGGACUCAUGGCUCACCAAGGUCCGCUCCGCCAUCGCCUCCCCCCGGACGCCACCCUCCAACAAGGCCCCCCACGUCGGCAUCCUCGCCUUCGAGGUCGCCAGCCUCAUGUCCAAGCUCCUCCACAUCUGGCGCGCCCUCGGUGACGCCGCCCUCGCCCGCCUCCGCCACGACCUCAUCAACCUCGACGGAGUACGCAAGGUCGUCUCCGACCACGACGCCGUCCUCCUCGGCCUCGCCUCUGCUGAACUAGCCGACGCGCUGCGCCUCGCCUCCCGCUCUGUCGCCGCGUUGGCCGCGCGCUGCGCGGAUCCAUCCCUCCGCGAGUUCGCUGACGCCUUCGCGGAGUUCGCCGACACUGGCCGUGACCCACACCGUUGGGUGGCCACAUGGAAGGAGAUGGACACGAGGGCGCACAAGAUGGAGAAGCAAGUCGCCGCCACCACCGCGCUUCGGAGAGCCAUGGAAGAGCUGGCCGACGCCGAGCACGGCCUCCGCAAGCUCCUCCAGAGCGGCGGCGCCGGAUGCCAUCGCCGUAGCCUGUCGGCGAGCAAGAUCUCGGUGGCGGCCGAGCAGCAGCAGCUCAUAUUCGCCAAGAAGCAGGAGGUGAAGCACCUCAAGCAGACCUCCCUCUGGGCCUGCACCGUCGACGCCGUCGUCUCCUCGCUCGCGCGGGCGGCAUUCACCAUCCUCGCGCGCAUCAAGUUCGUCUUCGGCGCCGGCCACGAUCACCGGCCGACGCCACUUCACCGGAGCCUCACGCUCUCCUCGGCUGUCCACCCGUCCGCCGACACUCAGUCCCCGCCGCCGUUGUCGCGGAAGUCGAUGUCAAUGGAGGAGGCGCUGUUCAUGAAACGGCGCGGGUUCUUGGAGUACAGCUCUGCGGCGCUGGUGCCCCCGCCGGGGACGCUGGGCGCGGCCGCGCUGGCGCCGCGCUACGCCGGACUGAUCAUCUCGAUCGAGAGGAUGGCACGGUCGCCGCGGCUGGUGGGGCCGGAGGAGCGCGACGAGCUGUACGGCAUGCUGACCGCCAGCGUGCGCGCGCAGCUUCGCGCGAGGCUGCGUGGCGCGGUGGCGGAGGCCGACACGGGGCUCGCGGGGCAGUGGCGCGCGGCGCUGAGCGGGAUCUUGGAGUGGCUGGCACCGAUGGCGCACGCGACGGUGCGGUGGCAGGCGGAGCGCAGCUUGGAGCAGAGGAAGACGACGACGGAGACAGCCGGGGCCGGGAGGGGCGGCGUGCUGCUGCUGCAGACGCUGCAAUUGGCGGACCGCGGCAAGGUGGAGGCGGCGGUGGCGGAGCUCCUGGUGGGGCUCAACUACAUCUGGCGGUUCGAGAAGGAGAUGAGCUGCCGUGCGCUGUUCGCCAUGCACGCUGUCACUGGUGCCGGCGCCGGCGGCGAGGUUGAGCUCGCCGCAAGUGGCAAUGGAACAGUAAUACCAUAGUACAUCACAGAUACGUCAGGUAAGGUAAUCACAAUUAAACCUGAGUAGCACAAAGUAUGUACGUACCGAUGGAAUUGGCAGCAGAGAAAGUAAGAAGGGAAGGAAGAUCGAUGGGAUGUGCAGGUAGCCAGCUCGAUAUGUGUGUGUGUGAAUGUAAAUGCAAAUUGCAUCAACUUGCAAAUAUAUGGUGCCCAUCCAUGAUCCAUACAAUGAUGCAGCCACACUAAACGAGGAUGCAUGGGUAGAAGAAAGUAAAGUUGAAACAAUUAAGCAUGAUAUGCAUAGUACUAUAUGUGAUGUGUGUCCGCUCCAAUGGCGGCGACUGUAAAUCCAAGAUUAUAUUUGCUAGCUAGCUUCUUCA
Oryza brachyantha (malo sina) is the source of this 1867-nucleotide messenger RNA. RefSeq lists its product as uncharacterized. The transcript has 3 exons. Gene Ontology annotation, biological process: positive regulation of growth. Bases 1 to 1506 code for a protein of 501 amino acids. Lineage: Eukaryota; Viridiplantae; Streptophyta; Magnoliopsida; Poales; Poaceae. The record is from RefSeq and is a predicted model, not a curated record.